Molecule: messenger RNA, 2835 nt
Organism: Ogataea parapolymorpha DL-1
Lineage: Eukaryota; Fungi; Ascomycota; Pichiomycetes; Pichiales; Pichiaceae
Product: Chitin synthase 1
Exons: 1
Coding region: 1-2835 (944 amino acids)
Cellular component (GO): cell septum; cell periphery
Molecular function (GO): chitin synthase activity
Source: RefSeq, a predicted model, not a curated record
AUGCAGUACAGUCAGUCGGACGAGACUGUGAACGGACUGCCCACAGAGAACCCGUGGAUGCAGAUCAACGGGGAGGAGGACGAUUUUGAGCGAUCGUACCUGCCCCAUCGAAGAGAGGCCAACAGCAUCUACCACACGCCAGAGCACGGGUACGGAUCCCGGGACCGCCUCUACGGUAGUCCUUCUCCCCACAAACGCACAUACUCGCCCUCGCCAGAACGUCUGUACUACUCUCCCUCGCGCGGAGCAGAGUACCCGCCACGAAUCCCAAAACUCUCGCCAUUUGAGGAAAAGGUGGAAUCCAUCUCGUUGCACAGCGACCGGAGAGACCCGUUUGUGACCCAGCCUCCACAUAUCGGCGCAUACCAUAUGGAUAAUGAUGUUGACUCUGAUCACACUUUUGUGCCGUUUCCAGUCUUGAACAAUUCGUACUACCCGAUCAACACUCCUAAAGAUCACUUUGACCCGUUUGACUACCGGUACGAAGAAGAGAGCCACGAAGACUACGACGAUGACACCAGCUCGGAUGUGAGUGUGACCUCUGCCCGACAGGUGAAGAUGGUGAAUGGCAAUCUGGUGCUGGAUUGUCCCGUCAGUGAUGUGCUGCUCAACAAGUACACCACAUCGCUCUCUGAAAAAGAUCGAGAGUUCCUAUUUAUGCGGUUCCAGGCGUGCACAUGCCAGCCGGCAGACUUUGUCUUCCGCAACUUCUCGCUUCGUCAGCGAUUCUAUUCGCAGCCGCGAUCAACAGAACUGAUGGUUGUGAUUACCAUGUACAAUGAGAGCGACAUUCUUCUGGCCCGGACGCUAAAAGGAGUCUUUAAAAAUAUCCGCCAUCUGUAUUCGCUCAAACACUCGUCCACAUGGGGGCAGGACGCGUGGCAGAAAGUGGUGGUUUGUGUUGUGAGUGACGGAAGAACCAAAAUACACCCCAAGGCCAAAGCGCUUUUGGGAGCUCUGGGUGUGUACCAAGAAGGGUUUGCGAAAAACAAAGUCAACGACGAUAAGGUUGUGAGUCACAUUUACGAGUAUACCACAAUGGUCGGAAUCAGCAAGGUGGACGAGCACGAAAUCAAGCUGACCACAGAAAAUCAAAUACCCAUUCAGAUGAUCUUCUGUUUGAAGGAGACAAACCAGAAAAAAAUAAACUCGCAUGCAUGGGCUCUGGAAGCUUUUGCGCCGGUGCUCAAUCCGAACGUCGUUGUAUUGCUGGAUGUGGGGACCGAACCAGAGGGAAAAGCGCUCUAUAAACUAUGGAGAGCCUUCAAAGAUCCACGGGUGGCAGGGGCCUGUGGAGAAAUCAGGGCCAGUCUUGGAAAAAACAGCCGGCUGCUUCUCAAUCCGCUAGUGGCAGCACAAAACUUCGAGUACAAAAUCAGCAACAUCCUGGACAAGCCAAUGGAAUCUGUGUUUGGGUUUGUGACCGUGCUCCCGGGAGCGUUCAGUGCAUACCGAUACCAGGCUCUCCUGGGUGCACCGCUCCAAAAAUAUUUGAAGGGAGAAGACCUCAAAAGAUCCAACAGCGGAGGUAUAUUCAACGCCAACAUGUAUCUCGCUGAGGACAGAAUCCUCUGUUUCGAGCUGGUGGCUAAGCAGAAUUGUGAGUGGCUGCUGAAGUAUGUCAACACUGCCGCCGCAUACACGGACGUUCCAGAAGAGUUGCACGAUUUCAUUUCUCAGCGAAGACGAUGGUUGAAUGGCUCAUUUUUCGCAGCGAUCUACUCUCUGUUUCAUUUCUACAAAGUCUGGUCUACAUCUCACUCUGUGAGUCGCAAGCUCUUGUUGCACAUCCAGUUUCUCUAUCAGUUUAUUAAUCUUCUGGUGUCGUGGUUCUCGCUUGGGUCGUACUUCCUUGUGUUUCGAAUUCUGACUGUCUACCUUGCCGAGCCGGAGGCAGAUUUUGCCCCAGGAAACGUUCUGUCGGUGUUUUUUCUCUGGCUCUAUCUGGCCUCCAUUGUGACUACGUUUGUGCUUUCCUUCGGUAACAAACCGAAAGGAACAAAGAAGUUCUAUCUGGUGAUUGUGGCGUUCUUCGCCAUUUUAAUGGUGUACAUGAUAUUUGCUGCGAUCUUUAUGGCCGUGAAGAGUAUUCAGGAUAUUAUGAGCGAACACAGAGACGAUUUCAGCAUCAAGCUCAUUUUCACGGAAACACGAUUCCGCGAUCUCAUCGUGGCUACCACAUCGACCUACGCAUUGUAUUUCAUUGGGUCUUUUAUCUUUUUGGACCCGUACCACAUGAUCACCAGUUUUGUACAGUACCUGCUGCUGAGUCCAGCCUACAUCAAUGUGCUAAAUAUCUACGCCUUCUGCAAUAUCCACGACAUCUCGUGGGGAACUAAAGGAGACGACUCCAAAAACGAUUUGGGUGUGGCGAGAAUUUCAAAGAAUACGCAGGAUGGAGAGCUCGAAAUUGUCAUUCCAACCACCAAGAGCCAAAUCGAUAAUGCCUACAAAAGAAUGAUUAACGAGCUCACUACAAGACUCUCGGAAAAAGAAGUCAAAGUCAACGAGGAAGAGGAGGACGCUUUCUAUUUUGCCUUUAUCCGUUCGAUGACGGUGCUUGUCUGGAUGAUCACCAACUUCAUAGUAAUCGCGCUGGUCACCGAAACUGGCGGUCUGUAUCAAUUCACCCCGGACAGCACGAGCUCGUCGAGCUAUCUGCCAAACACGCGCAUAUCUGUGUUUUUGACCGUUAUUCUCUGGAUUGUGGCAUUCAUGGCGCUGUUCCGUUUCAUUGGGUGUUGUGCCUACCUGAUCAUGAAGCUCGUGGACUGGUUCAAGCUACGCAAAUUUAGGAACGAGUACCAGACCAAAGGAGCUGCGUUCUCUGUAUAA